AUGCUACCCACCAACGUGACUUUCAGGGUCUCCCUGGAGGAGCGAGCGUUGUCUGCGGCCUUCAUCGCCAUCAUCAGCAAUAUCUUCUUGGUGGUCAACGGGGUCAUGCUGUUCACCUUGAGAAGUAAACGUGUGUUUCGGGAGACAUCGCGCUACAUGCUGCUGUAUAACCUGCUGCUUGGAGAAACGGUGCAGCUUGCCCUCGGCCUGUUGUUGUACUUGUUUAACGGCUCACGCGUCAUGAUGGCGUACGACUUAUGCAUCGUGCUCAGCGUGCUCACCAUGCUCACCAGUAGGAUAUCACCUAUGAUGCUGGUGAUAAUGUCGCUGGAGAGAUACGUGGCCGUGUGUCACCCUCUCAGACAUGCCUCUGUUAUGACUGUCAGGAACACGACGGCGGCAGUGAUCACCGUGUGGGUCGUUGGUUUUCUAAAUUCUUUUAUUCAGGGGCUUUUAAUGUUGCUGUUUCGUGCAGACAAGAUGGAGAGUUUGCUAAAUACAUACAAAUGCAACAGUGCAAAUUUCUUCUUUGUGCCUAUUUCUGAAAUGUACUACAAAGUGUCCGUAUAUGUUCUGUUCAUCACAGCAAGCCUGAGCAUCCUUUUUAGUUACGCGGGCGUGGUGGUGGCAGCCAGAUCGGCGGCCGCGGACAAAAACUCGACCCGUAAAGCUUUGAACACGCUGCUGCUGCAUCUGCUACAGCUUGGCCUCUGCCUCUUGUCCACGUUCUUCUCCAGCAUCAUGACAUACCUCGCAUCUUUGAUGAGCUGGGGGAUCACGGUUCGAGUCCAGCUAGUUUUAUUUGUAUGUGUUUUCCUACUACCCAGAUGUUUGAGUUCUCUUAUUUACGGGCUGAGAGACGAGAACAUCCGAGUGGUGAUCAUGGGCCGUCUCUGCUGUCGCUUCAAAGUGUCAGUCGGUACCGUCAAAAUUGCGCAUGCGUCCUGAGAGCACCAUUCAAACUUUACUCCUACUGCUGUCAAAAAACACUUGCUG
Molecule: messenger RNA, 996 nt
Organism: Syngnathus acus (greater pipefish)
Lineage: Eukaryota; Metazoa; Chordata; Actinopteri; Syngnathiformes; Syngnathidae
Product: odorant receptor 131-2-like
Exons: 1
Coding region: 1-948 (315 amino acids)
Biological process (GO): G protein-coupled receptor signaling pathway
Cellular component (GO): membrane
Molecular function (GO): G protein-coupled receptor activity
Source: RefSeq, a predicted model, not a curated record